GACCAAUGAGAAGUCACCGUGGCUUCACCUGGUUGUGGAACGUAGGCAGUCAUGGCGCCCCCCGUGAGGUACUGCAUUCCAGGCGAACGUCUGUGCAACUUGGAGGAAGCCAGCCCCGGUAGCGGUACCUACACCCGGCACGGCUACAUUUUUUCGUCGCUUGUCGGCUGCCUGACGAAGACCAGCGAGAACGGCGCGCUUCCUGUGGUAUCUGUGAUGCGAGAAACAGAGUCUCAGUUACUGCCAGAUGUAGGAGCUAUUGUCACUUGUAAGGUCUCUAGCAUCAAUUCACGUUUUGCCAAAGUGCAUAUCCUCUAUGUGGGGUCUACACCACUUAAGAAUUCUUUUCGAGGAACUAUUCGCAAAGAAGAUGUCCGAGCAACUGAAAAAGACAAGGUUGAAAUUUAUAAGAGUUUCCGUCCAGGUGACAUUGUCUUAGCUAAAGUGAUCUCCCUAGGAGAUGCACAGUCCAACUACCUGCUGACAACUGCCGAAAACGAGCUGGGAGUGGUGGUGGCCCACAGUGAAUCAGGUGUCCAGAUGGUUCCUAUCAGCUGGUGUGAGAUGCAGUGCCCUAAGACCCACACUAAAGAAUUCCGGAAAGUGGCCAGAGUACAGCCUGAAUUCUUGCAGACUUAAGUGUCUUUUACCCCAAGGAGGGGGGCAAGCCAUUUCCAAGGACACAUGUAUAAAAACAUCAAGAUGUUAUGGUCUAUAUUCAGUUGGCUAAGAUCAGCAACUACCUCAGAAGAAGCUGCCAGAAAUUUGUUCUAUACUUGGAACUCUUAUUCUUGUGAACAUCCUAGCCUAUUCUUUAAGUGUGACCAAGACAUUUUUUUAAACCAA
Molecule: messenger RNA, 846 nt
Organism: Perognathus longimembris pacificus (Pacific pocket mouse)
Lineage: Eukaryota; Metazoa; Chordata; Mammalia; Rodentia; Heteromyidae
Gene: Exosc1
Product: exosome component 1
Exons: 8
Coding region: 52-639 (195 amino acids)
Biological process (GO): RNA processing
Cellular component (GO): cytoplasm; nuclear exosome (RNase complex)
Molecular function (GO): RNA binding
Source: RefSeq, a predicted model, not a curated record